Kwoniella botswanensis is the source of this 999-nucleotide messenger RNA. RefSeq lists its product as uncharacterized. Lineage: Eukaryota; Fungi; Basidiomycota; Tremellomycetes; Tremellales; Cryptococcaceae. The transcript is spliced from 10 exons. Bases 1 to 999 code for a protein of 332 amino acids. The record is from RefSeq and is a predicted model, not a curated record.
AUGUUCUCCAAAGGUAGCGGGGAAGGGUUCGAGGCUUGGGUGGAAAGUAAAGAUAAGAAGGAACGACUUAUUGAACAUCAAGUAUGUCAUCAUCUCUCAUCGGCAGAUCAAACACCUAGGACCGAAUGUUUCCUCGAAACGAUCGAUCAGCCAUACAUCAUAUGCAUCAAGAAGCUUCCGAGUCUAGUAUAUAAGGGAGAUUGGAAGUGUGACAUAUGGGUCGACGGGGUACAUCUUCAAUCCCAUUCGAUUUGGCACAGCUUUGUGGAGAUCGAUCGAGUCAAGGAAGUACUUGAGCACAAAGGCGGUCAAUUCCAUGAGUCAUCUUUGAAGUUCUCACCUUUGCUCACGACCAGCGACCAAGAAAACGUUACCUUGACACAAAGCGAUAUCAAGCAUCUGGGAACCAUCAUCGUCCAGUUGACACCUAGUACAUGGAAGUUGGUGGGAGCUGGUCCGCCUCAGGGUGUAAAGAUCAAUCCAAAAGUAGGAGAUGAAAAGGCAAAGAAUCUCAGUCUCACCGACUCUCGACCGUUCACUUUCAACUAUCGAUCAAGAGUGAAAUUGAAACUCAUGAGAGUGAUCGAAGAGGCUGAGAACGAGGACCAGGAGAAUCAACAAGAUGAAGAUAUCGAAAAACAGAAAGAGCGCACAUCCAAGCCUACCGAAUCCAACACAUCUGCUACGAAGAAAAUGAUCUCAAAAUCUAGUUUUGCGGAUGCUAUCGAUCUUUCGGAUUCUCCACCCAGGAAAACCAAGAAGAGGAAAUUGAAGGAAAUUCUGCUUGACGAAGCCAUGAAGCCGGGUGGAGAGAAUGGUGAAAAGCGCAUGACAUCGGAGAUUGAAGUGAAAUCAGAGUCUGGUAAUACUAGCAAGAGAAUGAGACUCUUAGGCGAAGAGAAUCAAGCAUUGCGACAAGUUAUACGACAGCUCAAGCUCGGUCAAAAGAUCGAAGAGGAUGCUGUAGAUCUCACUCUUGACCAGUAUGAUAGUGAUUAA